AUGGUGGCAGAAAUUGAUGAAAAAUUAAUAGCAGAAGUUGAUGCAAACCACAUCAACUCUCUGGAUGAUUUGGAACAGGACCAAGCAAUAAAAUGUGUUGUUUCUUUACAUGGUAGAAAGAUCAAUUUUAGAGCAAAAGAUAUGGAUGAAGCUAUGCAAUAUGCCGAAGAGUCCAAAGGGAUUGAUUACACUGAAGAAGAAGAUAGAAAGCUUGUCAGAAAACUAGAUUGGUAUAUUUUACCUUUGGUAGUUGCUUUAAUGUCUUGUCAAUUGAUGGAUAAGACAACAAACUCUUAUGCUUCGAUUAUGGGUUUGAAAGAUGAUUUGAAAAUGGUUGGUGAUCAAUAUUCAUGGGUUGGUUCAUCCUUUUAUUUUGGUUAUUUAUUUGCUCAAUUUCCUAUUAACUACCUUUUACAAAGAUUUCCCCUAUCAAAAACACUAGGCAUUGUAGUUUUUAUUUGGGGUGUUAUCUUAAUGUGUCAUGCUGCUUGUUACUCAUAUGCCCCAUUUAUUGUUUGUCGUGUUUUAUUAGGUUGUUGUGAAGCUUCUAUGGAUCCUGCCUAUAUUCUUUUAACCUCACAAUACUGGAAAAAAAGCGAACACUUUAUGAGAACUGGUAUUUGGUUUGGAUUUCAAGGUUUUGGUACAAUUUUAGGCGCGGGUAUUUCUUAUGGUUUAGCAACUCAUAAAGAUAGCUACUCUCUACCUGCUUGGAGAUUAUUAUACAUUAUCACUGGUGUAAUUACUAUUUUCCUUGCUAUUAUCUCUAUCUUUCAUGUUCCUGAUAUUCCAACAAAGGCUUGGUUUUUAAAUGAAAGAGAAAAAAUGAUUGUUGUUGAUAGAAUCAGAGACAAUCAACAAGGCUUCAAAACCAAAGCUUUCAAAUUAUACCAAGUCAAGGAAGCAUUUCUUGAUACCAAAACAUACCUAUUGUUUGUCUAUUUCUUUACUUAUGGUUUAGCAAAUGGUGGAUUUAAUAACUUUGGUUCAAUUCUAUUGCAUGAAGAUUUUGGUUUUAGCUCAACUACUGCACUAUUGAUGAACAUGCCUGGUGGUGCUAUUGAUAUCAUUUUCCCUCCAAUUUUUUCCUACUUGGAUAUCUAUGUUCUUCACAGUAGAAUGGCUGUAGCCGAGAUUACAACUGGUAUAUCUUUAACAGGUAUUUGUAUGCUAGCAUUUUGCGAUAAGAAAGCUCCUCGAUUGGUUGGUUAUUACUGUUUCUAUGUUGCGACUGUUACAUUUGCCAUUUUAGCAUCCAAUGUUUCUUCCAACGUUGCAGGUUAUACCAAAAAAAUUAUUGUAAAUGCAGUAUUCUUAAUUGGUUAUGCCACUGGCAAUAUUUGUGGUCCUCAGACUUUUAUAACUUCACAGGGACCAAGCUACUAUGGUGCCAAAACGGCUAUGGUUGUUGGUUUCACUACUGCGUUUAUUGUUAUUGGUAUUAUGUGGGCUAUGGAUUUCUUUGAAAAUAAAAAAAGAGACAAGAUUAAAGCUGAACUUGGUGAAAAGUAUGUCAAAGUUGAAAAUUCAGAAUUUUUAGAUUUGACUGAUAAAGAAAACCCAGAGUUUAGAUACUCUCUUUGA
Messenger RNA from Ascoidea rubescens DSM 1968, 1584 nucleotides. It is a transcript of the gene DAL5, whose product is annotated as allantoate permease. Gene Ontology annotation, biological process: transmembrane transport. Lineage: Eukaryota; Fungi; Ascomycota; Saccharomycetes; Ascoideales; Ascoideaceae. Gene Ontology annotation, molecular function: transmembrane transporter activity. Bases 1 to 1584 code for a protein of 527 amino acids. Gene Ontology annotation, cellular component: membrane. The record is from RefSeq and is a predicted model, not a curated record. The transcript has a single exon.